Molecule: messenger RNA, 2379 nt
Organism: Closterium sp. Naga37s-1
Lineage: Eukaryota; Viridiplantae; Streptophyta; Zygnematophyceae; Desmidiales; Closteriaceae
Source: the annotation of a GenBank genome assembly
AUGCACGACCAGGGCGAUGGGAUCACGCGCCAGAACGAGGAGGGGCACGCCAGCUUGCUCCGACGCAGCGCUGACGAGGACGGCCAAUCACGGCUGUUGCACGGCCUGCCGUGGGCCCCACCAGCCGGUGGGCGGCGCAGGCUGCUGGGUCUGGGCGACGUGCAGUACCCUUUGGAUGGCUACUUCCUCACCAAAUCGGGCCUAUACUACGUGCAGGUGCAGCUGGGGUGGCAGAGGCAGCCGGUGAACCUGCAGGUGGACACGGGCAGCGACCUGCUCUGGACGCGCUGCAUCUGCCCCUCCUGCCCUCCACCUCACUCCAAAACCAACCACACGCAGCAGCCUGCAGGCGGACAGCAAUCUCCCAGCGCCCCUUCCCCAGCGCCACCAUCAGACCCCUCCCCCUCCGCGUCCUCCUCGCCCGCCUCGCCCCCCUCGGUGGACCCUCCCUCAUCCGCAUCUCUCAACCACGCCAGGAACAUGGCAACAGACACACCUCCUGCUGCUGCACAUGCACAUGCACAUGCAGUAGCGGCCUCAGAUGCAGGUGCAAGUGCAGGUCGGGGUUCAGAGGGAGGUCCGGGGCAAGGGUUGGUUGCUGGAGCAGGGAUGGCACUGGAGGUGGAUGGCUCACAACGGGCGCCCUCGUUACAGUCACAUGCGCGUGGUGAGGCGUCACGUGCACAGGCACAGGCACAAGCAAAAGGAGAGGGAGAAGCAAGGCCGGUGGUUACUGCAGCAGUUGGGGAAGGCAGAGAGGAGGAGCGGUGGGACGAAGAAGCUGGGCAGCUGGCAGUGCCUCGAGGGUCGCUCAUGCGGGGCGCAGCAGAAAGUGGUGGUGGUGACUGGCCCGUGCCCUCUGAGUCACAGACAGGGCAGCAGCGGCAGCGGCAGCGGCACAGCCUUGCUGCUGUGGGAGAUGUAGGUGCGGUGGAAGCGAUGCGGUCAGCCGCAUUGGAAUCAUCGUUAUCAUCACCAUCAGGAUCAUUGCCAUCAUCGCCAUUCGAAGCACAAGCAGCAACAACAACACCGGAACCUGCACCAUCACAACCAUCACAACCGCCGUCACCACCAGCGGCAUCAGAGGCAGCAGCAGCGGCAGGAGCGGCAGGAGGGGUGUGGAGCAAGGUGCAGGAGCUGGCGGGCGAGCAGCUUGUGUACUGGGCGAGCAACUCGAGCAGCCUGGGCAGUGGCGGGUGCACCGACGCCCCCUGCACUGCCCUCACCCAGAAGUACGCGCUGGAGAUGCCCGUUGGCUGCCAGGUGGGCGGGGUGCGCACGAGUCGGCGCUGCCAGUACAUGUUGGAGUACGGUGACGGCAGCACCACAGCAGGGGAUCUCCUCUUUGACUCGCUCGCGCUGCUCUCCACCUCCAAGAAAUCCGCCAACGCCACCAUCGCCUUUGGCUGCGGGGUGCACCAGUCGGGCCGUCUCGCCUCGCCCUCCUCCACGGCGUCCCUCAGCGGGGUAAUGGGGCUGGGCCGCGGGCCGCUCUCGGUGGUCACGCAGCUGGCGGCGCAGGGAGUGCUGCACGAGUCCUUCUCGCUCUGCCUCGAGGGCCGCCAGCGCGGCGGCCACCUCGUGCUGGGGAGGCGGCGCCUGCCCGACACCAAUUCUACCGUCACCGCGCCCCUCGCGCCCUCUGAUGACCUCACCGUGUACCGCCUGCCCCUGCUCGCUCUCUACCUCAACCGGUCGCCCAUCCCCAUUCCCAACGGCACCACCACCAUCACCGUCGCCCCUCCCCCGCAUGGCGUGUCCGCGCCUGCCUCAGACACCACCUUAAUAGGGGGCGAUGGGGUCACAGACACGGGGGGGGAUGGUGGGGGCGGGGGUGACAGCAACCAGGGGGGUGGUAAUGGUGAUGGCAGCGGGGGGACGGCGGGGGGGUCGCUGCCCACGGGGGCGGUGUCGGGGGGAGCGGUGAUUGACAGUGGGUCUACUUUCACGGCCCUGCCUGCGCCCAUCUUCACCGCGCUCUCCUCUGCUUUGGAGCAAGCAGUGAACCAGACCAUGAUCUGGUCGGGGUACUUCCACUGUCUGCGCACCAAGAAACGCAUGUCCAGUGCGGAGCUCGCCUCCACCUAUCCGCCUCUCCUCCUAGACUUCUCUGCCAACCUGCUCUGGACCGUCCCUGCCUACAACUACCUCUUUCACAAGGUGUGCCUACAACUACCUCUUUCACAAGACCAUGUGUGUCUUUUACACAUGCACGUGUGUGCCUCAGCACGUGCCCAUGAUCAUGCCAUCUGUUCCUCCUGUUGCCUGCUGCAGAGCGACACUCUGCUGUGCAUUGCAGCCAUUGGAUACCGGCAGUCCAACACCACAUACAUAGGAGGUGAGGGAUGGGCAGUCCAACACCACAUACAUAGGAGGUGA